AUGUAUCCAGUCCAUUUCAUCAUACUUCUCGCAAUCCUAGGAGGAUUCAAUGGUGUUGUCGUUGCUUUUCAGCAUCCACCACUCGGAGCCAAAGCGACCGACUUGGCACUUCAUGCAGCACAUGGGCGAGGCCGUCACAGUGAACAUCUCAAUGGCAAUGCACAGCAAGGCUCAACCAAUGGGUCGAGUGCUACCGUUGGGAUAAUUGUGCCUUUGAAUUCGGCAACGGCAGCAGUACCAACGUCUAGCGGGCAGGAUACACAGAUAAAUUCAUCAGCACGAGCCGUUCAAGAAACAAUCUCGUCCACGACCGUCAAAAAUAGUACAGCAGCAUCACAGGCAACACAAACUCUAGCAGUGGGGUUAUUUCCAUCUGGCUCUGACGAAGGACUGGUGCCGUUGGUAAUUCUAACGGCUAGCAAAGGAGAAGUUGCUACAGUCACAGAAGGGUCUGAGACAAUAGUCAUCUCCGAGCUAAACGCAAAUCAAGCGACGUCAACGUCCAGCCCUGUUGCUGCCAUGUCUAUUAUCAUCGUGUCAACCUCAAGCACUGUAACUACUCCUCCGAGCUCUAGGAACUCUAGCACUUCCUCGACCAUAUUAGCAACAGCAUCAGACAGCAAGGCUUCGACUUGUCUUGUCAAAGGGUCCAACGCUGUUGUUACACCGGCAACGACUCUCACGCCCACCACUCUCGUCACUUCUCCAGUCUCCAUAUCAAGUGCAGUUACUUCUGCGGCAGAAGAUAACGAAGAUGCUUGUAAAUGUACUUGUGCAUGUCCUUCGGGGUUUAUAAUUCAGACGACAGCGUCCGCGGUAGUAUCUGCGGGCGUACCCCAGUCAGCGUCAGAAGUGACCAGCACUGAUAUUGCCACUCAAGCUCCGCCAAAUUCUGGAAUAUCCAUCAUUCAAGCAGUCUCGACAAACUCUGUGGGAGAGACUUCUUCAAGCGAAACAUUGUCAAUGACCAUUACUGCUUCAGCGACUACAGCCUCUGACAACGCCGCUAAUGUAAAUAUGGAUACUCUUGCACUUUACUCCGCGUUGACGAUAGCUCUUGGUGGAUAG
This is a messenger RNA of Talaromyces atroroseus, 1068 nucleotides long. RefSeq lists its product as hypothetical. The transcript is spliced from 5 exons. The record is from RefSeq and is a predicted model, not a curated record. The coding region runs from base 1 to 1068 and encodes 355 amino acids. NCBI's taxonomy places the organism in Eukaryota, Fungi, Ascomycota, Eurotiomycetes, Eurotiales, Trichocomaceae.